Colossoma macropomum (tambaqui) is the source of this 2070-nucleotide messenger RNA. It is a transcript of the gene hprt1, whose product is annotated as hypoxanthine phosphoribosyltransferase 1. Gene Ontology annotation, molecular function: hypoxanthine phosphoribosyltransferase activity; magnesium ion binding. Gene Ontology annotation, biological process: guanine salvage; IMP salvage; GMP salvage. Bases 134 to 790 code for a protein of 218 amino acids. Lineage: Eukaryota; Metazoa; Chordata; Actinopteri; Characiformes; Serrasalmidae. The transcript is spliced from 9 exons. The record is from RefSeq and is a predicted model, not a curated record.
AACGUGCGGAAGCCGCGCAGUGCGUCCAACCCAUCGGCUUGAGGUGAAAAAGCUGCCCCCGGGGAAAGAGGAGCGGACAGCAGUCGGCCAUCCUAGGCCGUGUUUUUCUUAAACAAGCGAUACCGGUGCGGACAUGGCGACCACCAGCCCCUGCGUCGUGAUCAGUGAUGAGGAGCAAGGUUAUGACCUGGACCUCUUCUGCAUACCAAAGCACUAUGCUGCUGACCUGGAACGUGUCUAUAUUCCACAUGGACUCAUCUUAGACAGGACUGAGCGGCUGGCCAGGGAGAUCAUGAAGGAUAUGGGGGGCCACCAUAUUGUGGCCCUCUGUGUACUCAAAGGAGGCUACAAGUUCUUCGCAGACCUGCUAGACUACAUCAAAGCCCUUAACCGCAAUAGUGACCGCUCCAUUCCAAUGACUGUGGACUUCAUACGCCUCAAGAGCUACCAAAAUGACCAGUCUACGGGUGAGAUUAAGGUGAUUGGUGGAGAUGAUCUGUCCACACUCACAGGGAAGAAUGUCUUGAUUGUGGAGGACAUCAUUGAUACCGGAAAGACAAUGAAGACACUGUUAGAACUCCUCAAGCAGUACAAUCCAAAAAUGGUCAAGGUAGCCAGUUUGCUUGUGAAGAGGACACCGAGGAGUGUUGGCUACAGGCCAGACUUUGUAGGAUUUGAGGUCCCGGACAAAUUUGUGGUGGGAUACGCACUAGAUUACAACGAGUACUUUAGAGAUUUAAAUCAUAUCUGCGUCAUCAGCGAAACAGGAAAAGAGAAGUACAAAGCGUGAGGUGGCCUGCGCCUCCCCCUUUUAGCUGUGUAUCAUUUUUAUUGAUGUCCAUUUUAUAUUAUAUCUGGUUUGUAAUUUUCACGAGUGCAGCUCACCACAGAUACAGGUCCUCCUCUCAGGGUCUCUGGUGAGGUGCAGAGAGGGUGUGCUCAUGGAAUACCUCACAUUUGCUCAUCCUUCCUUUAGUCCACUGGCUAACACACAUUAGUGACCAUAAGCAUUUCUCAACUAAAUCAAAAAUGCUAUCUGGUUUGAGUGCAUUUAAAUAUGACUGACUGUAAAUGUUAGCGUGAGGGCAGAUAAAUGUUUAAUUUAUUACAUUUCUGUUUGCUGAAAUUAUCGCCAGACGUUAUGAUAAAUAUUUCAUUCAUCAAAAUUAGGUGGCAUCUAACCAAAAAAUUAGAAUUAUAUCCUGCUUAAUAGGAUCAAUCCCAUGUAUUUGCACAGUGAACAAAAUCAAUUAUUGAGUCAAAGAUUUAUAGUACAAGACCAUGAUUUGCACAGUUGAAUUUAAUGAACAUGCAUCCUUUUACCAGUAAGAUUGCGAUAUAUAUGCAAAAGUACUUAACAUUUAAGAUCAAGCAGUUGAUACAGAAAAUCUGUUAUCCAACUAAUGAAAAAAGAAUUUUGUUUCAGUAACUGUAAGUCCAAUCAUUUUACCUGCUUUUAUGAUGUCUGUUUAUUGCAGUUUAGGAGCAAUGCUGCUGCUUAAGUGUUUUUGACAAUUUUACAUGGGUGGGGGGGGGGCGCAUGUUAUGGUGCCUUAUAUGCCAAGUCAUAUAGCCACAAUAACAAUCAUACCGAUACACUUGCUGUAACAACACAAGAACUGAUGAACUGAAGGCAACUUAUUCUACACAUUCUUAAUUUACCAGCUUGUAAAUUAGCCUUAUAGGUCAGUAUGCUAGGCAUGGAGUGCAUAUCUAGGUCCUAAAAUUGAUUAUUUAAAACAGUUUUGAGAAGGGGGAGGGGGGGGGUGAACUUUGGUGUGCUGGAGUCCAGCAGUUUGCUCCAGUGUCUACUAAACUUGUUGCUUAAUUGAUGAGCAGAAUCAAAGGUGCAUUUGAGCAAAGAAAUCAAGAAAGCUGGACCUUAGCCAAACAGGACCAGAGUUGGGCCCCCUUGGUUUUUAAAUUUAAAGCGUACACCUUAAAUGCUGUUUUCAAACAGCAUCCCAAUUCUGUUGUGACAUGUGGAGUAGGUUAUUUCAUCACGUAGUGGACCACUGUAUCAGCGUGACUUGAGGAUAUCACAUUAAAAAUGUAUUGCAUUGAAUGUAA